Neoarius graeffei (lesser salmon catfish) is the source of this 1595-nucleotide messenger RNA. RefSeq lists its product as uncharacterized. Gene Ontology annotation, cellular component: ciliary membrane; Golgi apparatus. The record is from RefSeq and is a predicted model, not a curated record. Gene Ontology annotation, biological process: negative regulation of smoothened signaling pathway. The coding region runs from base 473 to 976 and encodes 167 amino acids. The transcript is spliced from 3 exons. NCBI's taxonomy places the organism in Eukaryota, Metazoa, Chordata, Actinopteri, Siluriformes, Ariidae.
GUGCACGCGAUGACCCGAGAGCCGCGCGUGUCUGUGGAAAUGCUUCAGUUUGAGCAACAAAGGAAGCUCGCACGGGGAAUCCGCUGAAGACGGAGUGAAAUAGUAGGAAUACAGUAUUUAAGACGCUGGAUAGGCACUCGGUUUGGUUAUAUAAUGUUUUUUUUUUUGUGCGCCGGGGCGUUAUUCAGCCUUAUUCAGUUAUCAUUCACGAUGAUGCGUUAUGAAAGACAGGAGCGCGAGCGGUCCUCUCGGCUCUAGAAAGGGUGCACGCGCGCGCGUUCACCUCCCCAGUGCUUGUCUUCAUGAUCCGUGUAGAGCACUGCGAGUUCACUCCUGACGCUGAUUCAGGGAAUUAAUUUGUCUCGUCUGUGGUGGUGUGAGGUUAAAACCAACUAAUGAGAAAGUUCCAUCGCAGCAUUUCACCGAGAGGAAACACCCGAGCCACACUGUUACUGUGUAGAAAUUAUGGGAAAUGGAUAAACUCACCAUUAUUUCAGGAUGUCUGUUUCUUGCCGCUGAUAUUUUUGCAAUUGCCAGCGUGGUGAACCCAGACUGGAUCAACACUGGAGAAGAAGAAGGUGCCCUGACCAUGGGGUUGGUUCGGCAGUGUCAGACGAUUCAUGGGCGGGACAGGAUAUGCUCACCCCCGAGCCUUUCCCCAGAAUGGCUCGCUACUCUCUUCUUUAUAAUCCUGGGCAUCAUUUCACUGACUGUCACUUGCGCCCUGUUGGUACUGUCACACUGGCAUCAGGAGACAGCUAAGUACGCCCGCUGGAUUGCUUUCACAGGAAUGGUCCUGUUCUGCCUGGCAGCUCUUAUAUUUCCAACUGGAUUUUAUGUCAGUGAAGUUGGUGGACAGCCUUAUAAGUUACCCAACAGCACUGUUGUGGGAUCUUCAUAUGUACUUUUUGUCUUAUCAAUAUUUUUCACAAUCGUUGGACUGUUGUUUGCUGGGAAAGUCUGUCUGCCUGGCUGACAAAAAGCUUCAUCACUAAUGUGUUGGUUACAAGGUACAGAACUUUGCGCAAUACCUGGGGUUCUGUUUCUGAAAAAGUGAAAGACCUGCUCUGAAACUAACUGGCCGACUGAUGACAAGAACUUAUAUGCACUUUGUCUAGACUUGUGUAUUAGAGAUGGACUACAUCACUGGUGCCAACAUACUUAUCUGUUCAGUAUUGUCUUCUACUGUUCAUUAUUUUUAAAGAUUCCAGUUUGAGUUUGUUUUUUCAACGUCACUCUUGUGAUUGUUAUCCUUAAUGUCCUGGCAUGUGAAAACAGUUAUUUAAAUACAGUGCACAUUUUUUUGGCAGAAAAGUAUAAACAAGUGACAAUGAAUAUUGCUUGCCGAAGCUAAAAGUGUCCUUGCUGUGCAGGAAAAGUCUUUUCAAGCCACAAUACCAACUCUGUCCUUCUCCUCCAGGAUAAAAAUCUCAGCCUGGUAUUUAUAGCUGAACUCCUGUGCCACUUUCAGUUUUAUCCAUCCAUUUGUGAGAUUCAUCGGUGUAUGAAUCGGUCUUGUUUCCUUGGCAACAGCCAGCGCUUCGAGAAAAGAAGUGAAAAGCGAGAAAUUUCUUUCCUCUUUUCUUCAAAAAACA